Molecule: messenger RNA, 1601 nt
Organism: Peromyscus maniculatus bairdii (prairie deer mouse)
Lineage: Eukaryota; Metazoa; Chordata; Mammalia; Rodentia; Cricetidae
Gene: Fbxo2
Product: F-box protein 2
Biological process (GO): SCF-dependent proteasomal ubiquitin-dependent protein catabolic process; glycoprotein catabolic process; ERAD pathway
Cellular component (GO): SCF ubiquitin ligase complex; cytoplasm
Molecular function (GO): protein binding; ubiquitin protein ligase activity
Source: RefSeq, a predicted model, not a curated record
GCGCACCCCGGGAACUUGCCCCCUCCGUAGCGUAGGAAAAUUACCUGGGGGGCGGGAAGUCGCUGAUACCCCCAAAUCCACUUGGCCUAGCGCCCGCACCCUCCACACCCCAGCUGCCAGACCCCUGGUGUCCUCCAGCAAUCACUCUCCAGGCGCACCUGGAGCCCACCCGUCCCGUGGCUACCUCUGCCCCUCCCCAGUAUCCGGCUCCUCCUGGAAGCCGCACCUUGGGCUCCGGGGGCGCGGGGCUCCCGGCCCCCAGCGCGGGGUCAGAGGCGGGGCGGGGCGCGCGGGGCCUUUAAGAGGCGCGGCAGCACCGACCGGGUUGACGCGGGCAGCUCCAGAACUCACCACCCGCAGCGCUCCGGCUCCUCUCUGUCGACCGCGCUGCAGCGAUGGAUGGAGAUGGUGAUCCAGAGAGUGUGAGCCACCCCGAAGAGACGAGCCCAGAGGAGCAGCCAGAGGAGGCGGGUGCCGAGGCGGGUGCAGAGGAGGAGCAGCCCCGGGAGGAGGAGGAGGAGGAAGAGGCGGAGGCGGCCGAGUACCUGGCCCAACUGCCUGAACCGCUGCUGCUGCGAGUGCUGGCCGAGCUGCCGGCCCUGGAGCUGGUGCAGGUCUGCCGCCUGGUGUGCCUGCGCUGGAAGGAGCUGGUGGAUGGCGCCCCACUGUGGCUGCUCAAGUGUCAGCAGGAGGGGCUGGUGCCUGAGGGCUGCGCCGGUGACGAGCGGGACCACUGGCAACAGUUCUACUUCCUAAGCAAGAGGAGGCGCAACCUGCUGCGUAACCCGUGCGGGGAAGAGGACUUGGAGGGCUGGUGCGACGUGGAGCACGGAGGGGACGGCUGGAGGGUGGAGGAACUGCCCGGAGACAGCGGGGUGGAAUUUACCCAAGAUGACAGCGUUAAGAAGUACUUCGCCUCCUCCUUCGAGUGGUGUCGCAAAGUGCAGGUCGUCGAUCUGCGGGCUGAGGGCUACUGGGAGGAGCUGCUGGACACCACGCAGCCCGCCAUCGUGGUGAAGGACUGGUACUCGGGCCGCACCGAUGCCGGUAGCCUGUACGAGCUCACCGUGAGGCUGUUGUCGGAGCACGAAGAUGUCCUCGCGGAGUUCAACACCGGGCAGGUGGCAGUGCCGGAGGAUGGCAGCUGGAUGGAGAUCUCCCACACCUUCACGGACUACGGGCCAGGCGUCCGCUUCGUCCGCUUCGAGCACGGAGGGCAGGACUCGGUCUACUGGAAGGGCUGGUUCGGGGCCCGGGUGACCAACAGUAGUGUGUGGGUGGAACCCUGAGCGACUCCCCUCCCCAGCCGCCCUCUAGGGGCAGAAGCCUGGGGUAGAAAGGCCUUAAUUUAGUUGGUAGCAUCCUCACCUGCCUCGUCCUCACCUUGCACCUGCCUCUCUCCCGCCCCUUCCUCCAGCCUGGUCCCUGCGGGGAGAGAAGGAUUUGUUGCUUUGUUGUGGGAUGGCUUCCAUUUGCAUCUCCACGGGCAGUCGCUUCUAGAAUGUACGAUCCGAGGGGGUUAUGGGGCUGCUGCUGGAUCCCGAGCACCUAGCAUUGUGCCUGCCUCAAAGUGGGCACUCAAUAAAUAUUUGUCCAAAGAA